GCGAGUGACAGAGAACAGCCUGCGUGCAUGCGUUACCAUGGUGACCUGGAUGAACUGGUCUGGCGCGCUGUGGUGCAGGCUGGGAAAGAGGGAGUUUUGACUGAGCAGUGGCGGUAACUCAGGGUGAUCUCUGCAUGGUGCCUGGUGUCAGUAUAUAUAUUAUAUAUAUGCAACAUGAGGAGAUCAGGAGCCCCAAGUCAGCGUCUAUCGGGGAAUCUUACAAAAAAGCCUCGCUUUAUAUCGCCUCUUAAAGUCACUUCAUAUUCUGAUAAAGUUGCUGAAAUUGUGACUACAACUCUGAAGCCCAAGAAUGACUCUCUGCCUUCCGGGGUCUUGGCAAGGACUGGCGGUGUGAGCACAAAGUCGACAACUAUUGAGGAGACUAAACCGUUUGCAGUCCCGGCUCACAAGUUUGCAGUGGCUGCUGCUUCAAAGUUUAGACCGUUAGCAGCUCCUUUGCAUGUAAUAAAUCAGGAUACACAGCCUAGAAAUGAGGAGGAAGGAGAAAGUGCCCCCGUGAUGUAUUUCAGUGUGGUUUGGUGUAAGGCGUCUAAGAAGAAGCACAAGAAAUGGGAAGGUGAUGCUGUCCUCAUUGCCAGAGGGAGAUCUGUGACAUUAAAGGACAUGGAAGGCAAAGAUAUAGGAAGAGGCUCUGGAUAUAAGCUGAAGGAUCUGGAGAACUUGGAAGAAGGCCACACUUUGAUGAUUGGUGGGAAAGAGAUUGAAGUGAUGGGUACAAUCUUGGCAGAGGAUUACAACAGCGGCAGAUGCUUCCACACUGCAGGAAUGGCUCCCAACCAGACAGAUUCAGAUUUCAUCCACCUGAAACCAUUCAGCAAUCCAUUUAAAAAUGUCAGCAACAAAGAAACCCUAUCAAGAGAGCUUCAGAUCUGCAAACCGCGGCAUGACCCCACACUACCAAACUCCAUAGUGAUGCCCAGACCAUCCAUUCAUCACCAGCAGUUGUUCAAUAAGCCUGGCUUACCUAUAGUAGACGUUGUAGUGGAUCCAUACGUGUCUGUUCAUCUAAGACCCCAUCAGAAAGAUGGAAUCUUGUUUCUGUAUGAAUGUAUAAUGGGAAUGAGGGUAAAUGGUCAGUUUGGAGCCAUCCUCGCUGAUGAGAUGGGUUUAGGUAAAACUCUUCAGUGCAUCUCUCUGAUCUGGACUCUUCUUCGUCAAGGUCCAUAUGGAGGCAAGUCCCUCUUAAAGAGAGCUCUGAUUGUCACUCCAGGGAGCUUGGUGAAGAACUGGAGAAAAGAGUUCCAGAAGUGGUUGGGAACAGAGCGAAUGCGAGUCUUUGCAGUGGAUCAGGAUCACAAAGUGGAAGAGUUCAUCAACUCUCCCCUGUAUUCAGUACUCAUUAUCAGCUAUGAGAUGUUACUACGCUCUUUGGAACAAAUACAAAGCCUGGCUUUUGAUCUCAUCAUCUGCGACGAGGGUCACCGUCUAAAGAACAGUUCUAUAAAAACGACUUCUGCGCUCAGCAGUUUGUCGUGCAGCAAAAAAAUUAUCCUAUCAGGCACUCCGGUACAGAAUGACCUUCAGGAGUUCCAUGCAUUGAUUGAUUUUGUAAAUCCAGGAAUACUUGGCUCAUCGUCCUCAUACAAGAAAAUAUAUGAAGAGCCUAUAAUUCGAUCCCGAGAGCCUACAGCAACUAAAGAAGAAAAAAAAUUAGGAGACGAAAGAGCCUCAGAACUUGCCCGUCUAACAGGCCUGUUUAUUCUCAGAAGAACACAAGAGGUCAUUAAUCAAUUCCUCCCUCCCAAAAUUGAAAGCAUAGUCUUCUGCAAGCCAUCCUCGUUUCAGCUUGAUUUGUACCGAAAGCUCCUGAACUCUCGGAUUGUUAGGUCCUGUCUGCAAGGCUUGGGGGAAGGCGGCUCCCACCUGGUGUGUAUCGGGGCACUGAAGAAACUUUGUAAUCAUCCGUGUCUGCUUUAUAAGACUAUCCAGGAGAAGAGCACAAAUCCGGACACUGAAGAACAGAGCUUCUAUGAGAGUUUAAUUCAGCUCUUCCCCCAUGAUUAUAAUGCCGGUAAACUCUCAGAGUCGGAGUCUGGAAAGCUGCAGGUGUUAACAAAACUGUUAUCGGCGAUAAGAGAACACAGUCCAUAUGAGAGAGUGGUUCUGGUGUCUAAUUAUACCCAAACGCUGAAUAUAUUACAAGACAUGUGUCAGCAGCAUGGGUACAAGUGCACCAGGCUGGACGGACAGACGCCAGUUACCCAUAGGCAGCAGAUUGUGGAUGGAUUUAACAGCAAAUAUUCGUCAGACUUUAUCUUCCUACUUAGCUCCAAAGCUGGCGGGGUGGGACUGAACUUGAUUGGAGCGUCUCACUUAAUUCUCUAUGAUAUUGAUUGGAAUCCUGCUAAUGACAUACAGGCCAUGGCUCGUGUGUGGAGAGAUGGUCAGAAGCACACUGUACGCAUCUACAGGUUUCUAACCACAGGCUCCUUAGAGGAGAAGAUCUACCAGAGGCAGAUCAGUAAACAAGGCCUCUCCGGGGCUGUGGUGGAUGUGGCCAGGAAAUCUCAACAUAUCCGCUUUUCUGUGGAUGAGCUCCGAGACCUCUUCUCUCUGCAGGAGGAGUCAGACUGCAUUACUCACGACCUGCUGGAAUGUGACUGUGUGCAGGCAACGCACCAAUCAGGUAGCCCCGCCGAGAAGCAGUUAAUACCCAGGAGUUGCCAGCUUGGCAUGCACCCUGAGAAGCCGGAUAAGAACAUCUCCAUGUCUGAGCUGAUGCAGUGGAAACACUUUUCCAUGCAGCACAGCUUUGAUGACCCUUAUCUACUGCCAGGAAGAGAACACAUUUCUUUUGUUUUCCAGAGCACUACAAACAGCCAAACAGCAAGUACGUGAAGUGUCGUCAGAGGUGUACUAACGCUUUAUCACCUGGAACGCCGGCUCCUGCGUAUAUAUAACAUGGUGUUGUCUCAAUGCAUUCUGCACUGACAUGCUGACUGAUGACUUACUGAGCUGCCUUGGUCUAGGAGGAGAUUAGUGACUGCUUACAGGGGGUAAUUCUGAGUUGAUCGCAGCAGCAAGUUUGUUAGCAAUUGCACUGCAGGGGGGCAGAUAUAACAUGUGCAGAGAGAGUUCGAUUUGGGUGGAUUAUUUUGUUUCUGUGCAGGGUAAAUUCUGGCUGCUUUAUUCUUACACUGCAAUCUAGAUUCCAGUUUGAACACACCCCACCCAAAUCUAACUCUCUCUGCACAUGUUAUAUCUGCCCCCCCCUGCAGUGCACAUGGUUUUGCCCAACUGCUAACAAAAUUGCUGCUGCGAUCAACUUGGAAUGACCACCACAGAGUGCCACACCGUUACUGUAGCUGUACGUGUAGUGCACCAAUCUCUGGUUGUAAUGGAGUGCAACGUGUGUAAGGCCAGAAUGAUCAUGGGUGCAGUAGUCUUGUAGUAAGGGCUACAAAGCUUGCAGCAAGCCAUCAUAUUAUAUAUAGGUUUAAUUCCGGCAACUCGAUAUACUCAUUGUUACAGAAUUUAAGCUUUGUUUUGAAAGAAGUGUUAAUGCUAUAAUGUUAGCAAUACGGUUCUUCAUUAAAAGUCUCCUACAAUA
Pseudophryne corroboree (corroboree frog) is the source of this 3571-nucleotide messenger RNA. It is a transcript of the gene RAD54B, whose product is annotated as RAD54 homolog B. Gene Ontology annotation, cellular component: nucleus. The transcript is spliced from 15 exons. Lineage: Eukaryota; Metazoa; Chordata; Amphibia; Anura; Myobatrachidae. Gene Ontology annotation, molecular function: ATP-dependent chromatin remodeler activity; DNA translocase activity; ATP binding. The record is from RefSeq and is a predicted model, not a curated record. Bases 175 to 2859 code for a protein of 894 amino acids. Gene Ontology annotation, biological process: double-strand break repair via homologous recombination; reciprocal meiotic recombination.